CGACGAGCAGAAAGAGUAAACGUAAUAAAGAGAAGGGAGAAAGUGACGUUGGUAUAUAAGCACUUGGCCAUGACUUUGAAAGCAUCAAAGUGAUCGUGGCGAGUUAACACGACAGGUUGCCGAGGAUUCGCUCUUGUGUGGAAAUCAUGAGAACUCUAGUAUUCACCGCUUUAAUUACCUUAGUAUGUGCCUCCUACGAAGAGGAUCAUGGCAGUUCCACCUAUCAUGAGACAUCGAAACCCGUGGAAAUUCCAAUUUACAAAAAAUACGCUAUACCAAUUCCACAUCCAGUUCCAGUUCCAAUUCCACAACAAAUUAAAGUCCCUAUUCCGCAACCUUAUCAAGUCGAAGUUCCAGUGCCGCAUCCAGUGCCCGUAGAAGUAGUGAAGCACGUUGAAAUUCCAGUAGAAAAACCUGAGCCCUAUGUGGUGGAGAAAAAGGUACCAUACGUUGUUGAGAGGCCAUAUCCAGUGACAGUUGAAAAGCACUUCCCGGUGCCUGUUCCGAAACCAUACCCGGUCCACGUACCUGUCUACAAGCACGUAUUCCAUCAUCAAAGCAAGGGGCACGGUUGGAAGCACUGAUCUUGAGAGUCGUCUUUCCAAAUUUCAGACAAUUAGGCAAAAAAAAAAAUAUAUAUAUAUAUGUAUUUAUAUAUGCACACCAAACCGAAAAUUAUAGUUUCUUGACAUUAUGACACUUGUACAUAGUUCACUAUUGUUGUAAUUAUACUAUUUUUGUAUUGUUUAAAUAAAUUGUUUUUGUUUUCAUAAUAAU
This is a messenger RNA of Bombus terrestris (buff-tailed bumblebee), 777 nucleotides long. Its product is annotated as proline-rich protein 4-like. The coding region runs from base 147 to 584 and encodes 145 amino acids. The transcript is spliced from 3 exons. The record is from RefSeq and is a predicted model, not a curated record. Lineage: Eukaryota; Metazoa; Arthropoda; Insecta; Hymenoptera; Apidae.